AUGGACCCGGCCAUCCUCAUCUUCCUCCUUUAUCUGAUGAUCAUCCACGAGCUUGUGAGCGGCUGGAUGGAGUACCAGAAGCAGGCAACCAAACCCAAGAAGCAAGCUGGGCCUCUUUGGUCAUCCAGGUAAGUUGAUUAAUGCUGAAGUAUAAAGGCAAGAGAGGAUUCAUCCAGCACACCGAAACAUAGGUGUCUGCGUUUGCAUGUGAGUGUGUGUGUGCACGUGAAACAUUUUGCAUGCCGAGCAUGUGCUCUGCCACAGAACUAGGGCUCUUGUCACCCCCUGAGGCUCUCUGUCUGCACACUCUUGUCUGUGAGACAGAUUUGGGUGGCAGAAUUUUUGACUGCCAGCAUGCACUGAUGCUACAGAUGCACGCAAUAUCACAAUGAUCUGUGUUAAUUCAUCUGAAACAAUGAAGCCACCUAACCCUGGUUUUGACACCCCAGAUUACUUCCAGACAGCAUGUUUAUUGAGCAUUCAUGCUGCUUUGCUUGCACACAGCUUACAGUGGGAUUAGACCAUGUCCAGUCUUUAUUGAGCAUUUGUUCGGAUUUGUUUCCAGAGCAGCAUUAGAACAAUGAGUGUGCAUCUUGCAUUCAUCCUGAUUUGCUUGCAGGGUGUUUACACGUCUUCCUCCUAUCAAGUCUCCUCCACCAGGUAUGCUUUUAAUUGUGCAUUCAUGAUUAUUUGUGCUCAUGAUGGCCUCAGGAUGGAUAUACACAAUCCUGCUUUCAAUACCAUUUGCAAAAGUUUUUGGACAGACAUGCUUCUGUGCUUCCCGUUGGUGCAUGUUCCGCAACUUCCUGCUGAAACCUGUAACUUUUUAUACUACAAAUGUUCCAAAGGGGCGGGAUGUCACACCUUUGCUGCCCUAUAGCACAAGACAGCAAGAAUGUGGUGACAUAGGGGAAGUCUUGCAGAACAACUAACAAAGCAGAAUGAUGUGUGGAUGUUCCAGUACAAAUCCAUCAUUAAUUUACUAUUAUGCCGAUGGUAUAUUGCUGGGGGGGGGGGGGACCAGGGACCACCAACCUAGAAGGGACCUCCUUUGGUCAACCCAGUUUUUUGUGCUUUUCCCUGCAAUGUUUGUAACUGCAAAUAGUCUGAUAAAAGGGGUGAAAUCGUUAAGCUAGUGAGACAGAUAGCUUUAAUUGCACAAAUCUAAAUUAAACCGUAUGCACUUGAAUCCCUCCUGAAAAACACUGGUAAUUUUACUCUAAUGCAAAACAGUCCACCACCACUGAGUCAAAAGGUUGGCAGGAAAAAUGAAAUCCAGAAUCACCAGGCUCUGAAUGUUGCCAGUUGGCUAAAUGAUCUCAAGGAGGGUAAGGGCCAUAGGCAGAAGCAGAGCACCCACUUUGCAUGCAGAAGGUCCCAGGUUCAGUCCCUGGCGUCUCCAGACAGAGCUGGGAGAGGCCCUCAUCUGAAACCCUAGAAGCCCACAGCCACUGCUGAUCAGUGCAGAGCAUAGCUUUUCAGACAGUGGGUCAAGACCACCAGGUGGGCUGCAAGGCCAUCUCAGGUGGGUCAAGGCAAAGCUCUUGCUGCCAUGUCUGACUCCAGGUAAGCCUGACCAAACCAAAGCAACACUGCAUGCACUGUUUGAGCUAGGAAACAUUCUUCUGAUGAGACACACAUUUUAUUAAUUUCCAUGGAUGCUACAAAGUGGCAGGAGAAAGGCAAGAGCCUUCUUCAAUAGAGAAUACUGUAUAGUCUUCCUUAUCAUCUUCCUGUAGCUAUGCUUGUAGUGAGGGAGCUCUCUGUGGAGCAAGUCUGCUUGCUUUCUAGUCUGUUUCUAUGGCUUUUUAGACUUCUACCAGUAUGGAAUUAUGCUGGGGACUAGAAUGCAGAAGUGUCCACUGCAGUGGGCAGUUGGGCAGUUGUGCAGCACCUGCCAUCAUGAAUCUUAAAGAAAACACACUGGUUUUAAUAGCUUCUCAGCGUUUUGGAUAAGAACAAGUGUAAAAAUCAUUGGCUUUCAUUUGUGUAAGCUGCCUUGAGUCUAGGGGAAAUGUGGGAUAUGAAUACAACAACAACACAACAACAACAACAACAACAACACUAUGUUGAGAGGGAAUCUCUGCCCCACUCCUUGUACAGUGGUACCUCAAGUUAAGAACUUAAUUCGUUCCGGAGGUCCGUUCUUAACCUGAAACUGUUCUUAACCUGAGGUACCACUUUAGCUAAUGGGGCCUCCUGCUGCCACCAUGCCACCACCGCGUGAUUUCUGUUCUCAUCCUGAAGCAAAGUUCUUAACCCGGGGUACUAUUUCUGGGUUAGCAGAGUCUGUAACCUGAAGCGUCUGUAACCUGAGGUACCAUUGUACUGCUAAAUGAAGCUGUGUAUCAUCAUAUGCCUCUAACUUCUGUUUGUCCUUUGGUUUCUAAGCAUGGGUCCAAUAGGUUUUUCUUUUGUCCUCCCACUUUCCCCAGGAAAACCCUUGGUUUACUGCAGAAUCAGAGCGAAAGUCGACCGGGUUUUCUGCUGAUUUAUGUUUGUUCCAUUUCAGCAGUAAACAGUGGGUAUUUCUGGGGAAAGCGGUGGGGCAAAAGAUAAACGGCUCAGACCCAUGACUAGGAAUCAAGGGACAAACGGAAGUGUGAAUGAGCCCUCAGUUGAUGGGCAGCAACAGCAGAAGGCCCCUGCCGUCAUGCCCACAGGGUUGCCACACAUCCAGAAUUUCCCAGACAUAUCUGGAAUACUGCAGUUGGAAGCAGUGUCCAGGUGGAAACUGCUAAACCGUCUGGGAAAAUCCAGGUGUAUGGCAACCCACGUCGGCGGUGUCGUUUUGGGCUCAAAAACUCAAAAAGCGCAAAACCUUUUUAAAAAAAAUUGCCAUACUUUUUCUGGCGGAUUUUCAGAGUUUGAAAUAUAGCAAUCCUAGUCAUGUCUUAUCUGUGAAUUUCCUGAUAUGGUUGCCAGAGCUCCAGUCUCUAGGUUUUCCUAGCCCCCUCCAGGUGUAGGGCUUGAAUCUCCAAGUGGGUAAGAGUCCCUCUUGUAAUAGUAAUAGUAAUAGUAAUAGUAAUAGUAAUACAGUGGUACCUCUGGUUAAGAACUUAAUUUGUUCUGGAGGUCCGUUCUUAACCUGAAACUGUUCUUAACCUGAGGUACCGCUUUAGCUAAUGGGGCCUCCCGCCGCUGCCACACCAUCAUCAUGUGAUUUCUGUUCUCAUCCUGAAGCAAAGUUCUUAACCCGAGGUACUAUUUCUGGGUUAACGGAGUUUGUAACCUGAAGCGUCUGUAACCCGAUGGACCACUGUACUAAUAGUAAUACUUAAGACUACACACAAAGCUUACAAGCUUCCUCUUGCAGGAGCUGGCUACUGGUUACAUACCCCAACAUUCCUCAGACAAAAUAGGGACAUUUCUCACUCUCCCCACAACUGACCCUACUCCGCCUACCAUUUUUGUGUGUGUCCUCCUAUCAGAAGAAGGGCGAUCGUCACCACUGCUACACCAACGGGACAUAGGACACACACACACUCCAUCGUCCUGAGAAACCCCUUAAUCCCAGUUCUGUUUUAUUCUUUGGGAGAUUUACAAAAAGAAAAACACACAGCAAUAAAUAAAUUCUAGAAAGGGGCAAGAUUAAAAAAGGGUGCACAAAGCACUUUUUAAUUUUAAUUUUUAAUCAAUAUUCCUUUUUUUUUUUUUUAAGAAUAUUUAUUCAAGUUUUAAAAUUACAAAAAAGAAAGAACAAACAAAACAAGAAAAUCAGUCACAUACAUCUUACAAAAGAUACACACCAUACAAGGAAAAAAAAGGAAAAAGGAAAAAAUACACAAAAUCAAAAAUCACAAUAAAAAAUAACAAGAAAAAAAGAAUUCAAAUUUAACAAACCGUUUUCCCAUUUACUUAUUUCCGUGACUUCCUCUCACUUCUCUGCUUUGUAUUCUAAUUCAAAUUGUAUCUCCAGCAAAUCCUUCUAACCUUCUUUUCAUUCACUUAUUUUAACAUUUUAACAUUCAAAAAUAUUUAAUUCUCCUCUAUCCUUUAGUUUACACUUUAUAUUUACUUAAUUCCAUUAUACUCUGUCUGCCAAUACGGUCUAAUAUUUCUUCUCCAACCUUUCCUAACAUUCUUUUAUGUUACAGUGAUUCUGUAAAUAUAUUUUAAACUUUUUCCAAUCUUGUUCCAUCAACCCUUCUUCUUGAUCUCGAAUUCUUCCAGUCAUCUCUGCCAGUUCCAUAUAGUCUAUCACUUUUCUCUGCCAUUCUUCUCGGGUAGGCAAUUCUUGUGUCUUCCAAUAUUUCCCGAUGAGUAUUCUUGCUGCUGCUGUCGCAUACAUAAAAAAAGUUCUAUCUUCCCUUCGCACCAAUUGGCCGACCAUGCCCAAGAGGAAGGCCUCUGGUUUCUUUAAGAAAGUAUAUUUCAAUUCCUUUUUUAAUUCAUUGUAUAUCAUUUACCAGAAUGCCUUGAUCUUUGGGCACGUCCACCAAAGGUGAAAGAAAGUACCUUCGUUUUCUUUACAUUUCCAACAUUUAUUAUCAGGCAAGUGAUGAAUUUUUGCUAGCUUGACUGGGGUUAAGUACCACCUGUAAAUCAUUUUCAUUAUGUUUUCUCUUAAAGCAUUACAAGCCGUAAAUUUCAUACCUGUAGUCCAUAACCGUUCCCAGUCAGCAAACAUAAUGUUAUGCCCAACAUCCUGCGCCCAUUUAAUCAUAGCAGAUUUAACCAUUUCAUCCUGUGUAUUCCAUUUCAGCAGCAAAUUAUACAUUCUUGACAAAUUUUUAGUUUUAGGUUCUAACAAUUCCGUUUCCAGUUUAGAUUUUUCCUCCUGGAAGCCAAUCUUUUUAUCUAAGUUAAAAACCUCCCUUAUUUGAUAAUAAUGCAACCAAUCUCUGACUUUGGUUUUUAAUUUGUCAAAACUCUGCAAUUUUAAUUUAUCUCCAACUUGUUCUAAAAUUUCACAAUAUUUUGGCCAGUUUGUCUCCAUAUUGGUUUUUUCAAUGCCUUUGCCUCCAUUGGUGAUAGCCACCUUGGUGUUUUACUUUCCAACAAGUCCUUAUAUCUCACCCAAACAUUAAACAAUGCUUUCCUGACAAUAUGGUUCUUAAAGGCCUUAUGCGCUUUAACUUUAUCAUACCAUAAAUAUGCAUGCCAUCCAAAAACGUUGUCAAAACCUUCUAAAUCCAAAAUGUCCACGUUUUCAAGAAGUAGCCAAUCUUUCAGCCAGCAAAAGCGGCUGAUUCAUAGUAAAGUUUAAGAUCUGGCAGGGCAAAUCCCCUCUUUCCUUUGCAUCUGUUAAUAUCUUAAAUUUUAUUCUAGGUUUUUGCCCUGCCAGAUAAAUUUGGAAAUGUCUCUUUGCCACCUCUUGAAACAGUCCAUUUUGUCCACAAUUUGUAAUGUUUGAAACAAGAACAACAUUCUAGGCAGUACAUUCAUCUUUAUCGCAGCAAUUCGGCCAAGCAAUGAUAACUUCAAUUUUGACCAUAUUUCUAGAUCUUUCUUCACCUCUGACCAUAAUUUUUAAUCAAUAUUCCUUGCCCAUUGCUCCACCUUUCUCCCUGCCCAGGAAACUCUGCCCUUUUGCUGUCCCUCCCAGCCAGAGCAUCACGCAGGGCUGGUGCUUGACAGUGGCUGCCUCUCAUCCAGGCAAGCAGGGUGGAGAGGACCGGGGGGCAUAGCCCCAGUCACAUGCUUUUUUAGGGGGUGCAAGUCAGGUGUCCUCCAGUGGUGUAGGGAGCUCCAGUGGCACCUGUGGUGCAUGCUAGCACGCACACACCACACCAUGCAGGCGGGACAUGCCAGGGUAAGGCAUGCUGGGUUUGGCCUCCAGAGCUGCGUCCCUCACUGGCACACUCCACCUGGAGGGGGGCUGAGGGGGAUGUGGCCUGCAUGCGCUGAUCCCACGCUGCCCACAAAAGCAGCGCGGGGCUUGGGAGCCAGUGUGGUGUAGUGGUUUGGAGCGGUAGUCUCGUAAUCUGGUGAACCAGGUUCGCUUCCCCGCUCCUCCACAUGCAGCUGCUGGGUGACCUUGGGCCAGUCACACUUCUCUGAAGUCCCUCAGCCCCACUCACCUCACAGAGUGUUUGUUGUGGGGGAGGAAGGGAAAGGAGAAUGUUAGCCGCUUUGAGACUCCGUCAGGUAGUGAUAAAGCAGGAUAUCAAAUCCAAACUCUUCUUCUAAAAUAAAAAUGAUCAGAAGAAGAAGAAGAAGAAGAAGAAGAAGAAGAAGAAGAAGAAGAAGCAGCAGCAGCAGCAGCAGCAGCAGCAGCGCGGGGCUGACACCCAAGCUGCCACAUCCCCAUAGCUGUCAACUUUCAGAUUUGAAAAUAAGGGAUCAGCAGCCUCACCUACGGGAUAUCUAACAAUCCGGGAUAGCAGCAGGAAGCAGCAGGAAAAGGCACUGAAAUAAGGGAAUUUCCUGCAAAAAAAGGAAAGGUUGACAGCUAUGCACAUCCCUCCCAGGCAUCCUUCAGGUGGAGCACAGCUGAGGGGGAGGCGGAGGACGCCCAGGAGAAACGUGCUGGCUUGGGCACACUGCAGACCCAUUGCUGCUUACAGGGGCCAGUGUGUGCCGGUUGUGUCCUUCUCAGCUAACCUCUGGAGGCUGGGGUGGGGGAAGGCAGCAGCUUGGUGCACUGUGAGCCCCAGCCCUGGGCCACGGUAAUUUGGGAGUGGUGCGAUAGGCUCUGGGGCACCUGGGCUUGCGUGCCACCUUGGGCUCUGGCAUGCCGCCUCCAAAGGUAAGUGCUGCCGGGGCGCCCCUCCCCCUGCCCCCUAGCUAUGCUACUGGAGCCCCCACACAGGGAUCCCUGCCCUGUCUGCCACUGUGGGGCUCUGGGGCCCAGAGCCCGACCUGGUCUUGCUGCCACAGUGUUGUGGGAAUGCACCCAUUGGCUGGCUGGGCUCCCCCCUGUGCAAGUGGGCGAGUGGGCGGUGUGACACAGCACAGCCCUAUGAACCCUCUUUUCCCUGUGCCCGCUCUGCAGUGGCGGCAAGACUUCAUCAUCAUCAUUUUUUAUUUGUAUGCCGCCUUUCCACAAUUAAAAACAAUGCUCAAGGCGGCUUACAACACGACAAGAUUUACAUAACUAUGAAAGUCAUAAACAAUAAAUAAACCACGUAAAAAAAAAAAUACACAACCAAAUGGAAAACUUCCACAUACCGUAUUUUUCACUCUAUAAGACGCACGUUUCCCCUCCUAAGAAGUAAGGGGAAAUGUCUGUGCAUCUUAUGGAACGAAUGCAGGCGAGAGGCUCUGCUCAGCGCUCCCUUUAAAGAGCCGCAUGAAGCGUGUGUGCAGCUCUUCGGGGCUUUUCCCCGAGGAGGGAGAAGCGGUGCCCCUCUCCCUCCUCGGGGAAAAGCCCCCAAGAGCCACACACACACUCCACACGCUCUUUAAAGGGAGCGCAGCUCUAGGGGGAGCCUGAGCUGCGCGCAGCCUCUCCCAGGCAGGGGAUGAAGGCUCCCCUUGCCCGGGAGAGGCUGUGCAUGGCCAAGCAAGAAGCCAGGACAGCUAGCGGGAUCGCUGCGCUGCGAUCCCGCUAGCUGUCCUGGCUUCUGGGAUUCAGAAUAUUUUUUUUCUUGUUUUCCUCUUCUAAAAACUAGGUGCGUCUUAUGGUCUGGUGCAUCUUAUAGAGCGAAAAAUACAGUAAAUCAAAAUCUAAAACUAAGAAUACAGCAUUAAUAUCACAGUUUAAAAUGACAUAGGUAAAAAAUAACAGCAAUUUAAACAAAAAACCAAAGAAAACGGAGCCCUCUCUGCUCAGCAGUGGCAGCAGUCCUUUAUAGAGCCCAUGAAGCCCCGCCCUGGGCCAGGUGGUGAGUGACAGGACUGGGGCCCUCAGGCACUGAGCAGGGGAGUCCUCCUGGGUGGUAGCAGCCACAGCAGCAGAUCUUAUAGGCCUGUCAGGCCCCACCCUGGGCCAGGUGGCGAGUGGCAGGACUUGGGCUGGUAUGGGGGGGGAUUACCCUCUGGGCCCAGCCCCUGGUCCUGUCUGGCGCAUGUGUGUACCCCGGGCACCAGCAAAGGACGCAAUCCUGCUGCUCUCUUCACCCCCUAUCUAGCAGCCACUAUGAGCGAUUUCAUUAGAUGAUUGGGAAAAACUUUGGAAAUCAGAUAUUAAUUUCACCGCAUGUAUUACUAUCAAAGAAAACAUUAUGAAGAUGUUUUACAGGUGGUACUUAACCCCUGUAAAACUGGCUAAAAUUUAUAAACGUAACAUCGAAUCUGUGUUGGAGAUGUAAGGUAUCAGAGGGAUCCUUAUAUCAUGUCUGGCGGGGAUGUGAUAAAAUUAAAAUUUUGGGGAGGAAAUAUACAUGAGGAACUGAAAAAAAUGUUUAAAACAACAACUGGUAAGAAGCCGGAAACAUUCCUUUUAGGAAUUAUAACAAAUGACAUCCUCAAAGACAUGAAGAGAAUCUUUUUAUAUGCAACAGCCGCUGCAAGGUUAUUGACUGCAAAAAAUUGGAAAUCAGAAGAAGUACCAACAUUGAAAGAUUGGCAACAUAAAUUUUUUGAAAUGAUUGAAUUAGCGAAAAUGACGGCGACAAUUAGAAUGCAUUCUAAUCAAAAUCUCAAACAGGAAUGGAAAUGUGUAGAAGAAUACAUGACCAAAAGAUGCUCCAACAAGAAUUUAUUGCUAUGUAUAGACUGAUUUCACAAAGUGAAGUUAAGCUAAGCAGAUAUAUAAGAUUGAAAGCUUAAUUAUUAAGAUACAAAAUUACAAUCUCAAUAAUAAAUUUACAAAAUAAUAACAGGUGCGGGUGGAGGGAAGACACAGGGCAAGAAAUAAGAAAGGGAUAAACGUUGGUACAUAAUGAAAUGUGAAAAUGUGAAUUUAUGAAUAUAAUGCAUAUGUAUCAUUAUGUAAAGAUUUCAAAUAUGUAUCGCAACAUUAAUAAUUAAUUAAUUAAUUAAUAAUAGCUGCCCAGCAGAGGAGGCCAGUGGCAACCAUGGAGAGGCAGCAGGGGUCUCCCUUGCAGCAGCCACAGUCACCUUUGUCAUAGCUUGGAACAAGCACCAACUCAUCCUCCUUUCUGAGCUUUGCGCUGGCAGUGCUGGCGGGGGGACGGGGACGGGACAGGGGCAUUCCAGGAUCAAAUCAGAAGCUGGGAUGGCUUUUGUAAUUCCUGGGACUGUCCCUGGAAAAUCAGAGUACUUGUGGGAGGCUAUGAGAUUAUAGAAUAUACAUGCUGGCUCAAUCGUGUAGGUAUAUGAUAUAUGGUACACCAAACUUACUUACUUAUUCACUUAUUUACUUAAUUUGGAGUUCAGGGAAUAUUCACUUUGAUUCUCCUUUAAGUUUUUUUUUACAACUUUACUGCCAUCUUCCUGAUCCUUUGGCCAAAGUUGGCAGGUGGCUUAUAUUGCAUUUGAAUGAAUGCUCAAGAAAAAGCCAACUGGUUUCCAGGGAGGUUUGAUGAUGUUGCCCCAAGCAAUUGUUAUCCAAUAAUUUCUAGGGCAUUUUUACAUCUGUUACUUUAUUGCAAAAAGUCUGAUUUCAGGCAAGUGGGUUUUGCAAAAGGUGCCAAAUCAGCUUUAAUUGUGCAACCUAAAUGUGGUGGUAUGCACUUAGGACCAUAGAAUCACAGAAUUGUAAGGCUGGAAGGGAAUCCCAAGGGCCAUCGAGUCCAACCCCCUGCAAUGCAGGAAUCAUAGCUAAAGCAUCCCUGACAGAUGGCUGUCCAAUCUCUAUUUAAAAACUUCCAGUGAAGGAGAGUCCACUUUCUUGAAUCUCAGGUGAAAAUAGCAGUGGUCUGACUAAGUUGCAUUUUGAAGUUUUGUGCAAAGAAGGACCUGGAAACUAGUAGCCAACUACAGCAUCAUUCCAGCAGGGCUCUUCUUGAUGUUCUCCUUUUGCUUUUUCACCCAUAAUAAUUUUUAUUAAGUUUUCAAUUUUUUCAUAUUCACAUUUUGUUACAUAAUUCCAUAUCCUAAUACAUUGCUCUAACAGAGCAUCGACCUCCUUCCCUCCCUCUUUCUGACUUCCAUACAUCUUACUAAAUUCUUAGCAUUUCUAUAAUCACUUUUAUCUUUCUUCAAUAUUUCACCUUAUUUUUGGUAACUCAGUUCCUUAUAUAUUUACACCCUUUUGCUUUUUUUCAGCCGUUCCUCACGGAUGAACCACUCAGGCUUUUCUCAGCCGCUGGUUUACCCACCACGGAGGGACCGGUACAAAGACUGGAGGAAGCCAGGCAGAAUCCUCAGGAAGGUAUAA
Messenger RNA from Podarcis lilfordi (Lilford's wall lizard), 10168 nucleotides. NCBI's taxonomy places the organism in Eukaryota, Metazoa, Chordata, Lepidosauria, Squamata, Lacertidae. The record is from the annotation of a GenBank genome assembly.